AUGGACAUUCGAGUUCAGGCCAUCCUGAGCUCUUUGUGGCCGGCUGCGCGUCGGCCCUUGGCGCCCUUUCUGGUGCUGGGCGUUGACAUUCUGGACGCCUUGGACCUGGCCUCCUGCGAGGAGGCUUCGCCGCCCGCGACCUGGGAGCCAGAGCCCGGUGUGGCUCAAGAACUGGAUGGCCCCAGAGAAAGUCGUGUUGAUGAUCAAGACGACUUUCUCUGGGGCCAUCCAGUUCUUGAGCCACACCUGAUGAUGUGGAUCCGCAAAACGCGGGCGAUUUCCUCAUCACGCCAAGCCCCGGACAGGAGCCCGUGGAAGGUGUUUUCCGGCGGGACGGUGUGUUGCUACAGGGCUGGCAGGGGCAGCCAGACGGUGUCUGGAGAGAAGGAAGAUGGCUUCCGGGAAUGCUAG
Symbiodinium sp. CCMP2592 is the source of this 411-nucleotide messenger RNA. NCBI's taxonomy places the organism in Eukaryota, Dinophyceae, Suessiales, Symbiodiniaceae. The record is from the annotation of a GenBank genome assembly.